Messenger RNA from Camelina sativa (false flax), 2460 nucleotides. Its product is annotated as cryptochrome-2. Lineage: Eukaryota; Viridiplantae; Streptophyta; Magnoliopsida; Brassicales; Brassicaceae. Gene Ontology annotation, biological process: blue light signaling pathway; circadian regulation of gene expression; entrainment of circadian clock by photoperiod. Gene Ontology annotation, cellular component: cytoplasm; nucleus. The record is from RefSeq and is a predicted model, not a curated record. Gene Ontology annotation, molecular function: blue light photoreceptor activity; deoxyribodipyrimidine photo-lyase activity; FAD binding.
AAAGGUUUGGUAUGAUGAUCGAUCCCAAUAAAAUCGUAGAUGAGCAAAUGAGAGAUGAGAUGUCGGUAAAAAAAAACACUAUUAUAAGAACAUACGCCACAAGUUCUGGAUAAAGUUCUCUACUUUUGGCUUGUUGUGAUUAUUAUUAUAUUUCACAAUUAUUAUUACAUUCAUACUACUACUCUCUCACUCAUGGGUAUGUUUUCGUCUUUCGUUAGAUCUCAAAUCUUACCCAAAAUAGGAAGAAAGAAGAUCCCAAGUCACUAAAAUAAAACCUUUGUCAGUCUUUUGAUUCGAGAUCUUUUUCGCCGAGAGAGAUAUCUACUACUACUCUGCUGAUUUCAAGUUCUGUAGCUAUCAUCUGGUGGAGCUUGAGGUUAAAGUGUGGAACUUUAGCUGAUUUGGUUUUGAUUAAUCUCUGAUCAUCUUAAUAACUAUGACGAUGGACAAAAAGACCAUAGUUUGGUUUAGAAGAGACCUAAGGAUUGAGGAUAAUCCUGCAUUAGCAGCAGCUGCUCACGAAGGAUCUGUUUUUCCUGUCUUUAUUUGGUGUCCUGAAGAAGAAGGACAGUUUUAUCCUGGAAGAGCUUCGAGAUGGUGGAUGAAACAAUCACUUGCUCACUUAUCUCAAUCCUUGAAGGCUCUUGGCUCUGACCUCACUUUAAUCAAAACCCAUAACACCGUUUCUGCCAUCUUGGAUUGUAUCCGUGUUACCGGUGCUACAAAAGUCGUCUUUAACCAUCUCUACGAUCCUGUUUCGUUAGUUCGGGACCAUACCGUAAAGGAGAAGCUGGUGGAACGUGGGAUCUCUGUGCAAAGCUACAAUGGAGAUCUGUUGUAUGAGCCGUGGGAGAUAUACUGCGAUAAGGGCAAACCUUUUACGAGUUUCAGUUCGUACUGGAAGAAAUGCUUAGAUAUGCCGAUUGAGUCAGUUAUGCUUCCUCCUCCUUGGCGGUUGAUACCAUUAACUGCAGCGGCUGAAGCGGUUUGGGCAUGUUCGAUUGAUGAACUAGGCUUAGAGAAUGAGGCUGAAAAGCCGAGCAAUGCGUUGUUAACUAGAGCGUGGUCUCCAGGAUGGAGCAAUGCUGAUAAGAUACUAAAUGAGUUCAUCGAGAAGCAGUUGAUGAAUUACGCAAAGAGCAGCAAGAAAGUUGUUGGGAAUUCAACAUCACUUCUUUCUCCAUAUCUCCAUUUUGGGGAAAUAAGUGUCAGGCAUGUCUUCCAGUGUGCCCGGAUGAAACAAAUUAUAUGGUCAAGAGAUAAGAACAGUGAAGGAGAAGAAAGUGCAGAUCUUUUUCUUAGAGGGAUCGGUCUAAGAGAGUACUCUCGGUAUAUUUGUUUCAACUUCCCGUUUACUCACGAGCAAUCAUUGUUGAGUCAUCUUCGGUUUUUCCCUUGGGAUGCUGAUGCUGAUAAGUUCAAAGCCUGGAGACAAGGCAGGACCGGUUAUCCUUUGGUAGAUGCUGGAAUGAGAGAGCUUUGGGCAACUGGAUGGAUGCAUAACAGAAUAAGAGUGAUUGUUUCGAGCUUUGCUGUGAAGUUUCUUCUCCUUCCUUGGAAAUGGGGAAUGAAAUAUUUCUGGGAUACACUUUUGGAUGCUGAUUUGGAAUGUGACAUCCUUGGCUGGCAGUAUAUCUCUGGGAGCAUACCUGAUGGCCAUGAGCUUGAUCGCUUGGACAACCCCGCGUUACAAGGCGCUAAAUAUGACCCGGAAGGUGAGUACAUAAGGCAAUGGCUUCCCGAGCUUGCGAGAUUGCCAACUGAAUGGAUCCAUCAUCCAUGGGACGCUCCUUUAACCGUACUCAAAGCUUCUGGUGUGGAACUCGGGACAAACUAUGCAAAACCCAUUGUGGACAUCGACACAGCUCGUGAGCUACUCGCUAAAGCCAUUUCAAGAACCCGUGAAGCACAGAUAAUGAUCGGGGCAGCACCCGAUGAGAUUGUAGCAGAUAGCUUCGAGGCCUUAGGGGCUAAUACCAUUAAAGAACCUGGACUUUGCCCGUCUGUGUCUUCUAAUGACCAACAAGUACCUUCGGCUGUUCGUUACAACGGGUCAAAGAGAGGGAAACCUGAGGAAGAGGAAGAGGAAGAGAGAGACAUGAAGAAAUCUAGAGGAUUUGACGAAAGGGAAUUGUUUUCGACUGCUGAGUCUUCUUCUUCUUCGAGUGUGUUCUUCGUUUCUCAUUCUUGCUCGUUGGCAUCAGAUGGGAAGAAUUUGGAAGGUAUUCAAGAUUCUUCUGAUCAGAUUGCAACAAGUUUGGGGAAAAAUGGUUGCAAAUGAUCAGAAUAAGCUUUAUUAUAUAUAAAGCCUAACAUGUAGAUGUGUGAAUGUGUUUUUAACUCUGUCUUCCUUUUGAUGAUACUCAGAAGGAAAUGAUUGCAUAAAACAUAUGUAACGCUGAUAAUUACGGUUUAUGUCAAUUGGCUAUGAAUAAACAUAUACAAUAUCUUUGUUUAGUC